Zymoseptoria tritici IPO323 is the source of this 1638-nucleotide messenger RNA. RefSeq lists its product as uncharacterized. NCBI's taxonomy places the organism in Eukaryota, Fungi, Ascomycota, Dothideomycetes, Mycosphaerellales, Mycosphaerellaceae. The transcript has 2 exons. The record is from RefSeq and is a predicted model, not a curated record. Bases 1 to 1638 code for a protein of 545 amino acids. Gene Ontology annotation, biological process: siderophore biosynthetic process.
AUGGCUCCCUCUCCACCCACCAUUGUCCACCUCCCCAACGGCCAGUCUCUGAGCGUCUCUCCCGUCUUCGGCGGCCUCUCCUUCAAGGCCAACGACUUACAUACCCCUCACAACGUCUUCCCUCCCGGCUGGACCAUCAUCAUCAACAGCGAAGAUGACGAGGAAGACGACAAUGACAAUGAUGAUUCCUCCUCGGAGCGCAAGAACCACAUCCACCGCUACAAGACUCCUACCCUUCGCAACGACCACCUGUUCAUCUCCUCCAUCUCCAAUCCCUCCUCCGCCGACUUUCGCGCUCCAACAUCACCAACUCGUCAAAUCGCCAUGAUGCUCUGGGCCACGCUGUACUGGUACUUCCAUCAACCUGCUCCCUCUCCCCAUCUCACCACCCCAGCGUCCUCCUCCACUCCCCUCGAAGGUCGUCCCAAGGGAGAGUGGCGCAUCAACAUCAACCGCGAAGGCAUUUUCAAAGGUCGUCAACUCAUCCCCAAACUCGAGCGCAUGGGUCUUAUCGCCUCCGAAGACUCUUCUGUUGGUCUCGAUCCAGACGACGGCGUGACAAAUGCCCACGAAGGUUGGACGAAAAUGUUCGUCUCCCGCCGUGCAUUCUGGCAGAUGGAUCCGCGCAUCUACCUCUUCACCCUGACACCCAUGCAUCCGAACUCGCCAUUUCCCGCUCUCAGUCCUGCAGGUUCCCGCCCGUCAUCGCCCUCCCGCGGCGGCCCUCGCGAUGAAGACCGCCACUCUCACUCUCAAACUCGCAACCUGACCUCAAACUCCCGCUCCGCCACCCCACCUCCUGGACCAUUCCACUCCACCUCGCAUCUUCCCACAUACUACCCACCGCCUCCACUCCAAUACACAUUCACCAACAACACCCGGCACCCUCUGCGUCCCAAACCUUUCCGCCAAGGCGAAACAAUCUACACUCGCUACAUCCCCUCUUUGGAUCAAUACCUUUCCUUCCGCGUCGCCUCCCUUUCGAAACGUCCCGUGCCCUACGCCGGACCAUAUUCUCACUCCCACUCCGCAGCGGGAGGAGCAUCGUCAACAUCCGACGCCAGUCUGCAAUCGGGACGGGACAUUCUCCGCUCCACCUCUCAAGAAGGCAAAUCUCAGUCUACUGGUCCUGCGACGUUGAGCGAUGUGGAGUAUCUGCACCAAUGGCACAACGACGAGCGAGUGGCGCAUAGCUGGGGCGAGACUGGUCCUGCAUCGCAUCAGGAAGAGUUUCUCCGCGGCGGUUUGCAGAGUCGACAUUCGAUCCCCUUGAUCGGACUUUGGGACGGAAAGCCGUUUGGCUACUUUGAGAUGUACUGGGUGAAAGAGGAUCGGCUGGGAGGGUAUCUGGGCGGUGAUGUGGGAGACUUUGAUCGCGGCCUGCACGUUUUGGUAGGGGAGACCGAGUUCCGCGGUGCGCAUCGGGUGAAGGUGUGGAUUGAUGCGCUGGUGCAUGCUUGCUGGCUGGCGGAUAGCCGAACGGAGGUCGUGGUGUUGGAGCCGAGGGUGGAUAAUUUGAAGUUGAAAACAUAUCUCGAAGAGAGAGGCUUUUAUAAGGAGAGGGAGAUUACAUUUCCGCAUAAACAGAGUAAUCUGAUGAAGAUCCGACGGGAUGGAUGGGAGGGGCCGGCGAUUUGA